UUCCACGGAGACACCGGUGAGGUUUUUUUCUUUGUGCCUUCGAAAGUGUUAUAAUACUUUUCUUUCUUGUUUUUCUGUUUAAGUCGGUGAUCUACAUAAAGAGGAUGGAGCUGCGACCAUUUCUGAUGUGCUUUGCUCUCUGUGUGGUUUAUGCCACCAGCAAACCCACUGAGAAAAAGGAUCGUGUUAUUCAUGAUGAACCCCUCAGCAACAGAGAGCACAAUGACGCAGAAAAUUUUGACUAUGACCACGAUGCCUUUUUGGGACAGGAGGAGGCAAAGACCUUUGAUCAGCUCACGCCGGAGGAAAGCAAGGAGAGACUCGGCAUGUUGGUUGACCAUAUAGAUGAGGAUAAAGAUGGGUUUGUGACUGUUGAAGAGAUGAAGAAGUGGAUCAAACACGCCCAGAAGAGAUGGAUCUAUGACGAUGUGGAUCGGCAGUGGAAGAGUCAUGACCUCAACGGUGACGGUGUGGUGACCUGGGAGGAAUACAAAAAUGUCACUUAUGGAUACAUGCUUGAUGACCCCGAACAUGAAGAUGGCUUCAACUAUAAACAAAUGAUGUCUCGUGAUGAAAGGAGGUUCAAAAUGGCUGACCAGAAUUAUGAUAUGAAAGUGACCAAGGAGGAGUUCACAGCAUUCCUUCACCCUGAAGAGAUUGAUCACAUGAAGGACAUUGUGGUGCUGGAAACCAUGGAAGACAUUGACAAGAAUGGAGACGGUUUCAUUGACUUGAACGAGUAUAUUGGUGACAUGUACAACCAAGAGGGAAAUGCCUCAGAACCUGAGUGGGUGAUGACUGAGCGAGAACAAUUCACGGAGUUCAGGGACAAAAACAAAGAUGGGAAAAUGGACAAGGAUGAAACUAGAGACUGGAUCCUUCCAAGUGAUUAUGAUCAUGCUGAGGCAGAGGCCAAGCAUCUAGUCUACGAGUCUGAUGUAGACAAGGAUGGCCGAUUGACCAAGAAAGAAAUUGUGGAUAAGUACGACCUCUUCGUGGGCAGCCAGGCGACUGACUUCGGCGAGGCUUUAACUCGACAUGUGGAGCUGUAAUGUCUGAGUGAUUUGUUCAUCUUGUGUGCUACUCUUCUCAUUUGGCAGUUCCUCAGAGCUUUGAAAUAAGAUGAGCUUUACUAAACCAGAACCACGGACAAUAACUUUUUUUUUUUUGGUCCUUUGAACACACCAAUAUAAAUGUGUGCACUUAUGUCCAGUGUGUUGCGCAUGUCUCUGGGAUAAGAGUCCAGGCUUUGCUUUGCCAUGCUGCCCUUGAAGGCAGCAUAACCUUUCCUUUAUUUUAUUUUAAUUUGUGUGUGUGUGUGUAUAUAAACAUUAAAUUCCAUUGACGAAGAUUAUUUGGACUAGUGCAAUAUAGUGAGCCUGCACUGUUUGCAAAUCAUCCACUGAAAUGCAGACUCUAGCUCUGAAGGGCAGUUUGUGCUGUUUAAGGAAUCAAGAAUUUAUAGUUUUUGUUUUUGAAAAGCUGCCUUUACAACACCUCAGUAAUGUUUGUACAUAAAUGAUAUUGCUUGUACUCUUGAGUGACUUUUUUUUAGUGCUGCCUGAGUUGAACUUCUCAUUAAAAGGCAAAAACAAAGUUUUAUAAGGUGGAUGGGGAGGUACUUUUUCAGUCGACAUCUUGACACUUGCUAAAUGCUUUUACUCCUCAUAACUACCGUAUUUGUCACCACUGAUAAUUUUCUUUAUCCUAUAAUCUAUAGGGUCACAGCACCAACAAGCCCUUCACUCAUGACUCUACUGUAAAUAGUUUUUUAUUCUAUUUUUUUGGAUUGCAAACCGCACUCUGACAGAUCCAGUUUUGUGAUUGGGAAAACAUUAAUAAAACUUUGAAUUG
Molecule: messenger RNA, 1854 nt
Organism: Thalassophryne amazonica
Lineage: Eukaryota; Metazoa; Chordata; Actinopteri; Batrachoidiformes; Batrachoididae
Gene: calub
Product: calumenin b
Exons: 7
Coding region: 105-1052 (315 amino acids)
Cellular component (GO): endoplasmic reticulum
Molecular function (GO): calcium ion binding
Source: RefSeq, a predicted model, not a curated record